CACUGGACUUCGCGUCGAAAGCUCCCCGCGGUUUAGGCAGCACGCACCCCUGCAUCGUGUCUAUUCUCUCUUUUCCUUCAUUCCCAGCGCGUCUCCUGCCUGGACGACAAGCCACUUGGCGACAGCCACCUACGGCAUGUGAACGAUACCCCUUUGGCCACCAGAGCCUUGACGUAUCCCGGCAACAGAAUGUACGGAGCGGCCGUUUGAGGAGGGACUUUGCAGUGCACCUAGCUCUGUCUGCACCAACCCAACCGUCCGUCUCCUCUUCCAGGAAGCAAACGGGAAACAACCGGUGAAGAUAGUAAUAUUCCAUCUCCAGCUCUUCACUGCCCCCUCGCCUUUUCCAGAGCCGGAUAAGAGCCCCCAUCUCAACAGCAUGUUCGCCCCAGAGCAUCAGAAGUUGCCAGCCCCUCAUGGAGCCUUGGUAAACUACAUCCACGACCAUCCGGAGAAGCAGAUGGUUGAGAUCUUGGAGCCUUAUCGUAAGUAUGAAGCUCAGCUCCGAUCAGUCUUCGCCCAAGACCGCAACCAUCCCGCCCUCAGCGACCCCAACAUCAACCUUUUGCCCCUUUUCACCGAGGAUACCAAGAACAUCAAGACGCGCGCUAGAUUCCUCGCCGCCGAGACCCAAGAGGAGAGGGACCGCUACAUCAUGGCCCUCCCGGACGAUAAGCGUCGUAGUAAUGGCUCUCCCGCCGUGGUCUCUGGCAUCAAGGAGUUUCAGAAGAACUUCAACAUCUUUUCCGAGUCUUCCCUCGUCGACAUGAACUGGGACAAUGUUGUUGCAGCCGGAUCCUCCGUCAUCAACACUCUUCUGCCCGUUCCGCCCGAGUUCAACGUCUCCAAACGCAAACUUCGCGAAUACUACCACGAGAAGUUCUGCCCGGCGUCUGAUGUUGACCUAUUUUUGUACGGUCUCACCCAUGAGGAGGCCGUCGAGAAGAUAAAAGAGAUCGAGAAUUCGGUCCGCGACGCUAUUUUGAACGAAGUCACUGUUGUCCGUACGAAAUAUGCCAUUACCAUAGCUUCGCAAUAUCCUAUUCGCCACAUCCAGAUUGUCCUGCGUGUAUACAAAUCUGUGGGUGAAAUCCUUACAGGAUUCGACAUCGACGCGGCGGGCGGCGCCUAUGACGGGAAGCAGGUCUGGGUUACUCCCAGAGCUCUGGGAAGCUUCAUCACUCAGGUAAACCAAAUCGACCUGACCCGCAGAAGUCCGUCGUACGAGAACCGUCUUUCCAAGUACAGCCACCGUAACUUCGAGGUCUACUGGCCGGAGCUUGAGCGAAACCGCAUCGACCCCACCAUCUUCGAACGCAGCUUCCAGAGGACACUCGGUCUCGCAAGACUUCUGGUUCUCGAACGACUCCCCACGCAGUCGGUCCGGGAUACAUACCUCAACAAGCGGAGAGAGGAGAGAGGCCGGCCAACCGCCAACCGCUUCAAUCCCCACCGUCUGAACGGAAACAUCAAAGACAGCUACGAGGACGAAGUCGCGGACUGGGUUGACGAGAAUGAUGUCUCCAACUACCACACCUUCACUGUCCCUUACGGCCAGUACUUCCAUGCAAAGAAGAUCGAGAAGCUUUGCUACACUCGAGACCUUCUUCUCAACGCCGAAUGGAAUCAGCCUGAGCAGAGAGAGGUCUAUCUGCAUCGUCAUCCUGCAUUCUUUGGCCGUGUCGAGGACGUCAUUGAGGAUUGCUGCGGCUGUUGCCCGAAGCCUGUCACGCCCGAAGAAAUCGAGAUUGCCAAGAAGGAGGGUGAGAUCUACAUCUCUGGCAAAGUUACAUUCAUGAUCGACGACCCUGGCCGACAGCAGAUCGGUUCAUUUAACCCCCUGACCGAGGAUGACUGGACCGACAUGGCGUAUGUUGGAAACACAGCUCGCCUGUGCCAGAGUAUCGUUGAUGGCGAUGUCGAUGAGGUCCUCGAUUGGCUGUCCCAGGAGGGUGCCGAUUCUAACAAGCGAGACUACACUGGGCGUACGCCCCUUCAUCUUGCGGUGAUCAGCUCGACGCCCGAGGUUGUGCGCUGUCUCGUCGACCAUGGGUCUCGUCUGACCGCCCGCCUUGCCGACGGCAGAACGGCGCUGCAUCUCGCGGCCGAGCUAGGGAACUCGGACAUGAUCAAGAUCCUGAUGGAUAAGAGCAUCACAAACGAGGAGGAGGAAGAUGAUAAGGCUGAUCGUCGUCGCAAAGCUGUUCGAACCCGGUUGCAGGAGGAACCUGCCUCCCAGAUGACUCGGAACCAGGACGAGUAUGAUAUUGACGCGGAGGGCGAUGCCAAAUCUGACGAACCUUCCGACAUAGAGUUGGUUGACGCGGGAAAUACCGAGGCAGACGCAACAUCAAUCGCUACAGGAUCUUUUGUCAACCUCAAGGACGGUAACGAGAAGAGCAAGGAAGACCUCGUUCUGGAAGAGUCGACAGACGAGCCCGACUUCUACAAGAUUGACGUCUUGGCUUGGGACGUGCCCUGCUCACCUCUCCAUCUCGCCAUUUCCGGGGGACACGAGGAUGCCGUUAAGGUUCUUUGCGAUUACGGCAGCGAUGCUCUCCUACCCGUCAAGUUCCUCGAUUCAGACAAGAAACCCACGGCGGCCAUACUGACGCUUUCACUUGCGCUGUCGCUCCCCAUCGAAAAAGCUAAGUCAAUGGCUCUUCUCCUGAUGAGUCUUGGUGCCAGCUCAUCCCAAGCCGACAUGAAUGGCUGUACUGCUUUCCAUCGGUAUGUUGAAAACGGCAACCAGGAGAUGAUUGACACAUUGUGGGAGAACGACAAAGUCGGCCUCAAAACGGCUCUCAACCACAUGGUCUUUUCGAACAACCACUGGAGUCCCGAGGCGAUUGCGCCUAUCCAUACGGCCAUCGAAAACGGGGAUUCCAUUUUCGUCCUUAAGUUGCUCGAGGCCGGCGCCAAUCCCCAGAUCGAGUUUGACACAUGGCUAAAGGCCGCCAAGUUUUCCAAGGCGUCUACUAGUCUUGGCUCGUUCGAGGACAACAAAACCAAGUUUAACCUGCACACGGAGCAACCCCUGAUUGUGGCUAUCCAGAGUUGUCCUGAUCCUCAAGUGGCUCUGAAUUUGCUUGAAAAGGGGGCGGAUCCCAACACGUUGACAACCCAAGCUCAUCACGCGAUCAAAUACGAGCGCCAGAGGUAUUACUACAACAAGCGUCAGGCGGCUCUUGAUCUUGUGCAAUAUCAGUUGAAGGAGCUUCGCCGCUACAAGGGCGAGGAUUUCACACAGGCGAAGCCCCUGCUACCGUUAGGCAUGGACGAAUUCCUUCAAGGGUUUGGAAAAGGAUCAUACAUGCACUGGCAAGUUUCAGAGGAUAUCCAUUCGCUCAAGGUCAACUAUGAGAGGCAGCAAGAGCGUUACGAAGAUGCCAAGAAGAAGCACGACGAGUUGAAGGGUGUUCCCGAGAAGAUGGAAGCCAUCAAGGAUAUGGUUGAAUCGCUUGAGAAGCUGGAGAAGGCCAUCAUUGCGAAAGGAGGCAAAACUUUUCAAGAGUUGUAUCCCGACAUCAAUUUAUCCGACAGCAGAUCCUCGAAGCGCCUUUCAUCGGAAGAAAAGAGGUCUGGCGACUACGGAUAUGUCUUCUCCUUCCAUGGCGUCAAUGACGUCACUGACGUCAGGAAGGCCGCUUACUUGGAACUCUUUGAGGCUGCUUGGUCUGGUGACAUCGAGAAGAUCAAAUCACUCACGCUCCAGGCCUGGGGGAAGAACCAGGAGGAGCCGCCGCUGAAGAUCUCCGUGAACGACAGCGAAGCCAACACCCCGUUCUCAUUGGCUUAUCUCCGAGGCCACUACGAUGUCGCUUCGGCCAUCCUAAAUAUCGUCAUGGCCCAAUACUCCCCGGAGGACCAAGGGGCGACGCGGUAUAAGCUGGACACUGGCGAUUCCGACGACCGCAGUGACGAGACGUACGAGAGCGACGUUGACUCCACCGAUGAACCCAAGAUCAUCUCGGAAAUCGUCGACAAGAAGUUCACAAUCGAGAACAUUGGCCAGGUUUCGAUGCAAGUCAAGUCCACUGUCAAACCCUUGGAGUUCCUGACCCGAAAUAUCCAUCCCUUCAUGGUCGAGGGCGGUAGGACCAGAAGCUGCAAGGGAUCCACACAAACUUUGUUCAAUUUCGUUCUAGAGCACGACGACCAUGCCGGGCUGAAGGCGCUUCUCGAUAUGGCCGGCCACUUUGCUGCCCAGAAGCUUGUCGACGAGGUUCCGGAUGAGGAGACCGGCGGACGAUUCCCAUUCCCCGAGGAUGACUUCCUCUGGGCUGUCAAGCACGGCAAGACUGCAGCUCUUGGAGAGAUCAUCGGCCGAACUGGUGCGGGAAUCCCGCUAGACAACCUGGUCAAGAAAAGCGGCCUUGAGAUAAAGCGGAAGUCAAAGUACUACCAGGGUCUUACGGUCUACGGAAAGAAGAGAAAGGACUGGGCGACGGCCGGACGAAACGUGGUGGUCCGAUCGACCGGAGUGAAAACGCCGCCGCUUCUUCAUGCUGCCUCCGCCGGCAACAUCGAAAGCGUCGAAUGGUUCCUCGGUGAUGCUCCUCACCGUCACUACGUUGAAUUCGGAAAGUCGAGAGCAGGCCGGGAUGAUGGCAGGCUGAAGCGGCUCAGCCAAGCACCUGGAGGGUUUGACCGAGCCGUCUCCAAGUGGCUUGGCAUCAAAAAUGAGCUUGUUCUCCAUUGCGCAGUCAUGGGGCCCCCUACGGAAAGUACCAACAACGUCAUCAAGUACCUCGUACAAGCGUGCCCAGGUUCCCUUGAGUACAAAUCUACUCUCGGCGACACGCCCCUAUGGCUGGCUUUCUAUUUUGGCAGACUUGAGUUCGCAAAGACCCUCAUCGAGGCCGGCGCAAACCAGAUGACACGCAACAGCUCUGGAGAGAACAUCAUCCAUGCCGCCCUUCAGGGGAGGCCCAAGGCCUGUCGUCUCGGUUCCGUCCUGGAUCUUGUCGCCUCCAGCAUCAUCUCCCACCUGUGCCAGCAGCGCAAUAGCAUCCACGAGAGCGGCACGACGCCGCUGCAUGCCUGGAUCACCGCAGUCUGCAUCUCGCGUGGGACAUCAUCGUCAUACUACUGGGGCAAGAAGUACGACAACAACGAGGAUAUUCUGGACGUGCUUAACCUACUUCUCAAGUUCUCCCAGGGCGUUGAGCUCGAGAUGCUCAACAGCGCGGGCGACACUCCCCUCCACACCGCCGUCAUGUCCAACGAUGUGCUCCUGACCGAGGCCCUGAUCCGGCACAAACCCAAGCUCCUCUACCGCGAGAACGCCGUAGGCCGCACGCCCGCCGAGGUCGCCCGUGAGAACGUCACCAGCGAAAAGUUCACGGCUCCGAACCCUAUAUUGCUUAAAACAGGCAACAACCGCAACAACAACAAAAACAACCCUUCCGCUAUCGUCAGCCGGUCCGUCGAAUCCUUUAUCAAGAACGACGACGACGAUGACAACGGCAACCUAAAGUGCUCAGUCAGACUCUCCAACAAGCAAAAGGUCUGGGAAGGCAUGCGUGGCAUCCUUGAACAGCACCCGGACAAGCGCCGCCUCGUCUCCCUUAACGAGGCCAACGACGUUGCGAAGCGUCUGGGCGAGAAGUACAACGCGAGCAGGUACUUCAGCAUCACAGUGCGACAGGACGAGGACGCCGAUUCGGAGGAGGACGAGACCGGGUAUAAGUACAAGGAUGGCUUUGCGUCCAAACCGCGGAUGCGACAGCGACAGCGGGCGUGCAUGAACGUUCCUCAAGGACAAGGUCAAGAACGAGUGUCGUGGCUGCAGCAAGAGACAGGACUGCAGGUUCGAGCAGUGUCCUGGGAAUAAGUGGGAGAUGAGGGAUCAUCCGGAGAUACGUUUGGUCGGGGAUUUGAGGUUUGUGAUAUGGGGAGUGGGGUGGGGUGUUAGGGUAAAUACGAUCAAGGAGUUACUUCUUGAUCAGACACUCGAGGACAACUUGACAAGAUAUUACCAAACAAAUUGGCAUAACGUUAUAACUGAUAAUAUCAAGCCGAUUUCUGAUCCUCGCGGGCUGGCCGGAAAGGGGGGGUUGUUGGAUGUGACUUGUGGUAUGAAAUAAAGCUCACUGCGUGAAGGCCCAAGACUUAUUUUUAGGCUUUUUUUUGUUGUUGUUCCAACGCUACCUACCGCUAUGAUCGUUCGCGGUAGGUAGCUCGCCCACAAUUGAAGAAAACAUGAUUCGGAACUCCCGGGGUAUCUCUAAUAAAUCCCAACUCUGGAUCCCAACUCCCAGUCCCUCGUUCUCGGUACCUCAGAUCGUAGCUGCGUCCGCAAUCCAAAAAUUUGCUCACGGCAAAGCAAGCUAUCACUUUGGAUUUAGCGGGGUAGGGGAGGGAUGGAAAGCGGCCUCAUCUUAUGUAGACCUCAAUCGUCUCCAUGUCGCCAAUGUCAGCAUCCUCGACCGUCAUGUCUUCCUCGAGCUCAUCGCCGUCAAACAUGAGCGAGAUGGGCGCGUCGGCCGCUAGCCCGCGCAUCUUGCGGAACAGCGCCAUGAUGGUCCCGACGGUCGUCGACGGCCGCACCGACGUCUUGAGCGGCUCGUCUGUCUUGGUCUUGAGAAGCACCUUGAUCUUCUUCUCGGCCUCCUGCUCGACGGCGGGCGGUACGCCCCCCCGUUCGUCGCCGCCGUUACCAGGCCCUUCGUCGUCCGAGUAUUCCCCAAUGUCGUGGCGCCGCCUCCGGGCCUCUUGCCGUUCGUGCUCCUCCCAUAACUCGCGUGUCCACAUCUGCAUAUGCACGUUUGUCCAGUCGUUCCGGAACCCCUCGCCCGCAUCGGCAUCGCUGCCGCCACCGCUCCUGCGGAACGUGCCGGCGAGGUCGAGACUGUGCAGCGUUGUCAAGUCAUACAACUCGUGCCCGCGCCACGUGAGGAAGACGCUCUCGAGGUCGGCGCGCGGAAUUCCCAGGCGGCCCUCCUGGACGUCGAUCCAAGCGUUGCGGAGAAUCUUGAGGGGCUUGACGAGAGUGAAGCGAAACUGCCUCUCCUUGGUGCCCGGGAUGUCGGACGUGACGAGAACGUUGACGGUCUGGUUGGCCUCCUGCUCGAGCGCCUUUUUGCGUUCCAUCGCGCGCUGGACGUAUUCCUUGAACUCGUCGUCGUCUUCCUCUUGGGGGGGCGCGGGGUCGUCUUCGCUAUGUCCUCCCUCGGCGGAUGGGCUGUCUAUGUCAAUGACCAGGGGGGGCGAGUUCGCGGGCUCUGAGGUUUGUCGCCGACGGUUGAAUUUGCGUAUUGGCGAGGCCUCGUAGAUAUCGUCGUCAUCGUCAUCUUCCGGCCGACCCCCAUCUUCCUCAUCGGGAUCGUCGUCGCUGUCGUCGAUCGAGAUGACGGGUUUCGUGGGUAUCACCUCCUGCUUCCGCGGCGUCCGCGACGCGGCGGCCCGGGUCAUGCGCUUCGAGGGCGUUUCGGUGCCGUCGCGGCGCUUGGUCGGGGACAACUUGACCCUCGACUGGGGGGACUCGUCGCUCGUUCGCGAUCGUUUCGAGGGCGGCGUCCCCAGUUCUCUGAAUCCUCGUCUCUCCUUCCAGGUUCCUCGCUGGCCCUAGGCGCAGGCUUCGUCUCGACGUCCGGUGACCGCGCUUGUGAGCCCUUCUCUCGCUCGGCCUGCUUCCGCUUCAUGCGCCGCUCCUGCUCUGCCACAGCGACGGGAAAGAACUCGGCGGAGCGCUUGAACAGGUUGAGGCCAUCGUCGUCGUCGUCUUCGUCGCCAUUAUCCUUGAGCGCAGGUUUUGGGUCCGACUUUUGGCGCAGCGCGGUGGGUUUGAAAGGGAGGCGCCUCUUGGGCUUCGCUGCGUCGGCCAUGCCUGUCUCUUUCUCGAGGUAGAUGAGAUGCCUUUUUGUUCACUGAACAGUAAAGAAAAGGGGAGCUUCAGAUUGGGUCGCUAUGCAAUGCAAUGCGAUGCGAGCUGCAUGGGUCGGUCGGUGAUUUUCGAGAGGGAGAGGCUAUCACGGUGACUUUUCGACAAAAGCUUUCAUGCAGCUAGGUACUGAGGCUAUUCUCAAGCGAAAGAGGCAACGGGGACAAGCAUCAUGAGCAAUGCGAUGAAUUGAAAGGGAGGGGAAUCAGGGAAAAGGCGUCCUCGGACGCAUUUCCUGGGUUGGGGGUGUCCUGGCCGUCUGAGGGAAGAGCGUCGUUUCCGUGGUGAGAGCAAAUAUUGAAUUGCUGGAUC
Messenger RNA from Colletotrichum destructivum, 8197 nucleotides. Its product is annotated as Putative ankyrin repeat-containing domain superfamily. Gene Ontology annotation, molecular function: protein binding. The record is from RefSeq and is a predicted model, not a curated record. Lineage: Eukaryota; Fungi; Ascomycota; Sordariomycetes; Glomerellales; Glomerellaceae. The transcript has 11 exons. The coding region runs from base 380 to 5836 and encodes 1818 amino acids.